UAAGCAUUUCUUGCAUACCAGACGGGGAUUUCCGGUAUCUUUACCGGUGCUGGAAAAAUCCGUCUUACACCCCGGGGUGUAAGAUGACUCUCGUGCUGUAAAUGACGUAUUACGAACUACAUAUAUGUAGAAGAUUUAUGUAGUAAUAUAUAUUUUAUUUAAAAAACGGAAUAAAAAUUCAGUACCUUGACAGUUCCUAUUGGUUCCUGAUAGAAUAUUUCUCGAUUCAAAUCACGUUAUUUUAUCAAAAAUUCGUAACGUUACGCUGCAAUUGAUAAAACAAAGCCGGAACUAAACAUUGUUAUUUGUUUUGAAACGUCAUAACGUCUUUCCUGUUUACGGACGUUGGUUUCCCGCGCUUUGUUUAAAUACACUGCCAUAUGAAAUAGUUCUAAAAAGAAAGCCGUUCGAUUGAUUUUAUUCUUAUUAUUAUUUCUUAAAAUCGGUUUUCAAGAAAAAGAUUCUGUCACUGGUUAUAGGUGCAGAUGAAAUAUCCGGCUCUCGGGUAACUGUUCAGGCGGUAACUCGGCAAGGAGCCUCGUUACCGCCUAAACAGUUACCCUCGAGGCCGGAUAUUCCCAUCUGCACCUACAACCAGUGAAAGAAUCUUAUAAUAUUAAUCUUAUCGGGUAUGUUUUAUUUUAAGAUUUACCGCAUUAUACAAAUAUUACAAACAUAUUACUGAAAUGUCAAGAAAUAUGAGCAUUAUAAUACAGUAAUAUUCAGACCAGGGUAGAAAAUGACUUUGAGUAAAAUUGCUCGUAAAAUCCUUCUGUCAGACAAACAGACUAGUGCACAUACACCCUGUUUGAAAUCAAGAUAUAACAUGUAUAAAAUACGGUGUUCUGUUAGGGCCAUCGUGGUUUCGCGCUGUCAUCCUGAUGGUGAGAUCGCGUAAACACGAUGUAUAGACGCGAAAGCACGAUGUGAUAAAGCAAAAUCACGAUGCGAUAAAGCGAAAACACGAUAACAAAAAAUAUCGCGUCUUCGCGCUAUAAAUAUCGUGUUUUCACCCUCGAUUUUAUAUCAUGUUUCCGCGUUUUUCACCUUCGCGCUCAGUUGGGCGAAAACACGAAAACACGAUAUUUAUAACGUAAAAACGCGAUGUUUUUCGCAUCGUGUUUUCGCGAUCUUGUAUGGCGUUUUCGUGUUUAAGCCCUACUGAUUGCGAAGGAAAAAACACUAUGGGAGAUCGAUGGCGAAAACACGAUAUCUUAAUAUCGCACUUUCGCCUUCUAGUUGGAAAUAGACUCGUGUAUCGUGUAUCAGGGAGUAUUUUUCAGCCGGGGUUCUCGUGUUCUCUUCAACAGAUCUUAAGAUAUUUUGCUUAACUUCCGCGGUUUAUAUAUUGUGUAAAGACGUGAAAAAUGGUGUAAUAAUUGAAACAUACAAAACAGUAUUUGCAUACGUUAAAGUACAGACGCACAUGUAUGGAUUUAGCAGAGCAAUCGGGAAAUUAGGAAAUUCUUGUUCAUUUAAUCUGCGCAUCGGAUUCUGUUUGUAUUCUGUAUAGGAAUAUCCCUUGAUUAAGGUCAGACAUCAAAUAUUCUUCUCUUGUAUUUGACUGGACUUUAUUCUAGGAUAUGGGAUUACGUGAUUAAAAUGCACAGAUACAGAUACUGAGGUACACAAAGGACGUUCAUAAAAAUGUCCGACACACUUGAUGAUGUAAAAGUCUUGCAGCAGCAUGUGUCGAGACCACCGCCAAUUGCACUUGGUAUAAACGUAGAAAAACCUAAGUUUCCUCAAUAUGCAAUUUAUUCCAAACGCAUGGAGUCAUUUGAUUUAUGGCCGGAAUACCUGCCUGUACAGAAGAAAGAUGUGGUCGAAGCAGGUUUGGUAUACACAGGUGUUGGUGACAGUGUGAGGUGUUACUUCUGUGGCGGGGGUUUAAGGAAUUGGGAAGUAGGUGAUGUGCCAAUGGAUGAACACGCGAAGUGGUAUCCGAAAUGUCCUCAUAUUUUACUGGUUAAGGGCCAGACAUACAUUGACAGAAUUGCUAGAGAAGAAAAGCCUGAGAUAGACGGAGAAGAUGGAACAACUAUAAAACAGGACUCUGUUGAUUCAGCUAACCACUUAGAAACUGCGGCAGCACAGAGUUGCAUUCAAAUGGGUUACUCCAAAGUGAUGGUUGCUAAAGCAAUAAAGAUAUUUAUGACCAAAAAUGGAAACAGCGAUUUUAAAGGCAAAGAUUUGUGUGAAAUCCUUUUUGAUAUAGAAGAAUAUCUCGAGGAACUAGAAAAAAGUAAAGGUAAAGGAGACGAGAAAUUAGGUGGAGAGAAUACAUUAUUUAUUCCUUACGAAACGGUUCUUCCAAUGGAACAUUACUUGUUACUGAUUUUUCCAGAGCCACUCGAAAGUCUUCUUGAAGAAAAACAGAGAUUAAAAGAAAAUCAGAUGUGUAAAAUAUGUUUGGACAGUCGAGCUGAUUGGAUAUUUCUGCCAUGUGGCCACAUGGUCUGUCCUCAGUGUGCCCCAGCGCUUAUCGAAUGCCCCGUUUGCAGACAAACUAUCAAUGGACAGCUGAAAGCAUUCUUUUCCGUAACUAAUGAAGCAAACUUACUAUCCCUUGGAAGGAGUAUGAGGGUACAUGAUCCAUCUUGUCGACCAGAAGAACUACCCUUGCUGCCUUGUGGACAUAGCUAUUACUGUCCCAAGUGUGAACAAGAAAUAGCCAAGUGCCAUUUUCUGAGAUGUAAAAUAAGACAAAUGUGGGACAUUUUGCUGUGUGGACCUCUUUUGAGGUUAUUCUGCAAGAAAAGAACAAAGUAAGGAGUUACUGAAGUUUACGAAGUUACACAGUUUAACGAUUAUACAUAGGGCAAAAUCUUACUAAUUUUCUGUUAUUCAUUAUUUACUUGCGUCUAUCCAGGAAAGAUUUUUUUUACAAUGCAUACUACAAAACAUGAAGUGGAGUCGUGGAGUGGACUCAAAAUUGGAGUUGAGUCAUGGAGUGGAGUCAUAUUUGGAGUGGAGUGUGGAGUGGAGUUUAAAUUGGAGUAGCGUCAUGGAGUUGAGUCAGAUUUGGAGUUGACCAUGAGCACUGAGCACUCGAAAGUUUCUGUGCAGUAUUUCUUCACACAGAUCUUUACAUUUAGUUUCCCUUUUCUCUUCUAUAAUACUGCAGCAGGUAGUUAGUGCUAUUGUAAGUGCCGUUGGCCAUUAUUUUGAAUGUACUUAUGCGAAGGGCCAAAUGGUACAUAUGGUAUUUACCAAUGUUUCUUCAUUUCGAAAACGUUAUUAUUUUCUCUCGGUAUUAACAAUAUAACUAGACUUUUAAUCAUGUUUACAAUACAAUUGAGUUAUACAUGUAUAUGUAUUUCUACCAGCCCAGACAUGGCUGUUUUAGCUAACCAAAACAAUAUUAACGGAUGAGCUGUUAGUAUCUAUAGGUAAUGGCUAAAAGAAACAAAUUCAUGUAAACGAUUUCUUUUCACGAACCACCUGAAUGUUUGAUUUCUGUCACAUAGAACAGAUACAUGUCACACUAGUGACUAGUAAAUCAGACAGAAGAAAAUCUUUCCUGGAUAAGAAUGCAAAGAAAAAAUAAAUAAAAAAUGUUGUUUAAAAUGGUCACAAAUGUUUCCUUCAUUGACGGCAAUCAAAUUUAAGUCAGCUGUGCAAAUCAUAUAUCUUACAAUUAUUACUGUUUCUUGUUGUUGUUUUUGUUUUUGCAAUGCAGAUUUACAUAAAAUAUUACUCUACUGGAAUGUAUGAAGGCAUAUAUAUUAACAUCAUUUUUAUUAAGAAGUGUUCAGUUAGUACAAAAAUAUCUUAUUAGGUGUUCUGCAAUUUUCAAGUGGAGUUAUGAAUAAUCUUUCAUGAUAUAUCUAAUAGAGCUCUGACAGACUUCUGCAACGGGGACGUCGCAUCAGAAGCACGUAUAUGGCUAACUUGGCAAAUGCGACAGUCUAGUUAGCGCUACACGACAAAUGCUGUUUGUAUAACCCCGAAUUAUUUAGAUCAAGCAUUAUGUAAAUGGCAUGUGUUUAUUUCAUAAAGUAAUGUGAUUUGUUAAUUCUCAUUACUUUUGUAAAGGAUAUCCUGCAAAAUGAGAUAGGCCAAUAUGACCUUCACAAAGUACCCGGUGAGAGAUUUUGAUAUAUUUUAACAUGAAAUUUGAAUACAAUCUGGUUCCAACAAACAAACAAACAAACCAAAACGAACUUGAAAUUUUGAUUAAAAUAUAUUUAAUGUUGGCGGUUUACAACUUAUUUUCAUAGACAUCUGUUUGUUUCAGUGCAAGUUCGAACUAUUUUACACUGAGUGAAUACAUACCAGAAACAAUAUUUUCAAAAACUGAUCUGCCAAAAAUAAAAAUAUAAAAAAGAUAAUAUUCAAAAGUGCAAGAUAACUCUAUUUUACAUGUUUGCGGAGCAUAAUGUCGCCAUGUCCGUCCAUCCCGGAAUAUUUUCCUACAUUUUUAUGAUUUUAAGGUAAAUGUUUCGCUAACAACAUAUGCCGUAAAUUGCCAAUACAAAAUUGUAUAUAACUCCUUUUACAGUUUUCAAAGGAUCUGGCUGAAAGUUACAGAAAAUAUCCUUAUGAACUGUACUUGUCCAUAUUGUCAGGACAUACGUAUACCUCGUCAUUGCUCUUUGAAAUGUUACAAAAAGUGAAAUACUGCUGGAUAACCUGUUACAGUUUUAAAGAAUUUAAGACAGCUUGCUCUGUCAGGAUAUGGCUGAACCAUAACAAAAAAAAAUUCUGACCAUUAACAUUUUGACAUUUUGAAUAAUAAGCCAUUUUGCUAUAUUUGUAACCCCUGUAACAGUUUUCAAAGGGACCUAGGCCAAACAAAUAGAAAUGUUAGCUAUUCAACAUACUGUUACGCUAAAAGGAUACUGCCGUAUUCCUCAGUUUAAAUCUCAUCCAAAUAAACGAAUCUUUUCCCUCCUAAUUAUUAUAGCAAAAACAUUUCUAUAUGUUGUCAUUCUUUUUUUAUAAUAUAACUGUAUACUCUUUCUAAGUCCUAAAUCAUUCGGGGAGCAUACAUUUUUGAAUAAGAUUAUUUAUAAUUCCAUAUUCAAUGCCAUUUAAAUGGUUUCAAGUAAACUGUAGAUCAAAGAUAUUUUCUUUUCCUUUAUAUUUUAAUAUGAUUGGGCUUAUAGUUUAACGUUUGGAAGUUUACAAUAUGUACAUUUAUGUUUUAUUGAAGCAUUUAUGCUAUUAAGAUAUCCAAUUUAUCAUAAAUUGUAUUUUAUGUGUAAUUCAAUGUCAGUGAAAAUCUUAUUUUGAUUUCUGUUGGAAACAAUAGAUUUAUCAUAUGUUAAUUUGUCAUUAUAUUUCAGUAACACUCUUGUCAGUUUCAUUUUAAUGCACACAUGCAUCUUCUUAUGUUACGUGUAAUUGUUUUAUCCUCCACUUCUAGUUACUGUUCUAAUAAUAUAUUCAAAUUUUCUUUUAGUCUAGUUUUGAGUAAGUUUUCUCGGUUACUUAAAUACAUUCCGGAUGUUUGAUUUAAUAGGUGUAAAAUGAAAGAAUAAAAAGACUGUGCUUUGUCACUUAAGAGAUAGUCUAGAAUACAGUUUCAGGUUGUUUAUAAAGUUAAAUGGGUAAAAUAAUACUUUGAAUUUACCACAUAUUAAUUAGACACAGUUAAGAUGUCAAAUACGUGACUAUAAUUAGUAUAGUAUAUAUUAUUUUAGUAUGUAACACGUGUACAUCAAUAAACACUUUGUCUGGUCUGCCGAUCAUUUUGGGGUUUAUUUAGAUUAUUGAAUGUGUUGCAAAAAGAUGUGGAGUACUGUAUUUAAACUAUAUUCAUCGAUGUUGCUCAACAUGCGAAUUAAACAUGAAGAAGUGUGAAAUACAUACUUUAGUUUGCAUGAUAAAAUAAAAUGAACAGGGUUGUACAUUUUCUUGCUUGAAAAAGACGAUAUUUGUCAAAAUCAAUUCUUUCAAAUAGUGGUGCCUUAAAAAUCUCUCAUACAACGCAGUAGAUAUUAACUGUACUAUCUCUAUGAAACGUAGAUGAAAAAUGAUUCCUUAAAUCUAGUCGAAAUGUGUUGUUUGUUGUUGUGUAGUUGAUUUAAGUACAUCAAAGUUUAUUGAUGUCUAUGUGCAACGUUCAGAGAUACAGUGACUUUUACACACUGUAUUUCUUUUCCAUAAAUGCUCUGCAUUUCAUAUGUGCCAAUUCAGGACUGCAAAAAUAGCCAUAUCUACUUUUUGUUAAUAUUUGUUUUUAUAUCUUUUGGGAGUUUUAUAUUUAUUAUAAUGCAAAAUAAAAAAAAGCUAAAUAUGUA
Messenger RNA from Mercenaria mercenaria, 6248 nucleotides. Its product is annotated as baculoviral IAP repeat-containing protein 7-A-like. Gene Ontology annotation, biological process: regulation of cell cycle; negative regulation of apoptotic process. Gene Ontology annotation, cellular component: spindle microtubule; nucleus; cytoplasm. Gene Ontology annotation, molecular function: cysteine-type endopeptidase inhibitor activity involved in apoptotic process. The record is from RefSeq and is a predicted model, not a curated record. Bases 1648 to 2772 code for a protein of 374 amino acids. Lineage: Eukaryota; Metazoa; Mollusca; Bivalvia; Venerida; Veneridae. The transcript is spliced from 9 exons.